CAGUUCAAUUUUCCUUCUUCUUCUUCCUCCUCAACAUUCUCACACCACACUCUUCACCAAAAACCAACCAUGUCAGAAGAAUCACACCAACACCACCACCACCACGACGAAGACCACCGCACUCCAAACUCACCACCCACCACCGGCACCUGCUGCAAGUGCGGCGGCCCAACAACCUUCGCACCACCACCACCCUCCCCCAACUUCUCCGAAAUCUCCCCACCACCAACCUACCGUCCCAUCCGCGCUCCGGCGGUCCCACCGGACCCACACUCCCAACGCGCCAUCAUCCUCGCUCCGGUUCCACAAGCCCAACAUGUUCCCGUUGCUUCACCGCCUUUCCAUUUCCAAAUCCCAGUCAAACGAAUCCAAUCCCCCGAUGAUAUUCGUCGUUUUCACGACUCCGAUUCCGGUAAAAACUUCACCGGAUUCAUCGUCGCAUUAUCGGAUUCCACUCGUGGCCGCAAAAUCUCGGAUCCUUGCCACCAAUCUGAAACAGUGAACACUAUUGUUUCAAUUCUCGAAACCCUAACCCUAUGGAUUGAUGAAAUUCCACCGUUACAACAAGCUGCACGUUACGGAAACAUCUCUUAUCGAACCUGGCACGAACGAUUAGUAAAUUCCGGUGAAUCCCUCAUGUUUAAGUUCCUCCCGGAGAAUCUUAAACCGGCAACAGUUGAAAUUGUUCCGUAUUUUUCAGAUAGUUUCGGUAAUGCGAGCCGGAUUGAUUUUGGAACCGGGCAUGAAACGAAUUUUGCGGCGUGGUUGUAUUGUCUAGCGAGGUUAGGUGUGAUUGGUGAGGAAGAUUAUCAGGCUGUAGUGAGUAGAGUGUUUGUGAAGUAUCUUGAAUUGAUGAGAAAGUUGCAAUUGGUGUAUUGUUUGGAACCUGCAGGUUCACAUGGUGUAUGGGGGCUUGAUGAUUAUCACUUUUUGCCGUUUAUAUUUGGGUCGUCGCAGUUGAUUGAUCAUAAGUAUAUGAAGCCGAAAUCUAUUCAUAAUAAGGAUAUAUUGGAUAAUUUCUCUCAUGAGUAUCUUUAUCUUGCUUGUAUUGGUUUUGUUAUGAAGGUGAAGAAGGGUCAUUUUGCUGAGCAUUCACCUAUGUUGGAUGAUAUUAGUGGUGUGCCGAAUUGGAAGAAGGUUAAUAGUGGUUUGCUUAAGAUGUAUAAAGCUGAAGUCUUGGAGAAGGUUCCUAUUAUGCAGCAUUUUCUUUUUGGUUCUCUCAUUAAAUGGGAGUAGUGCUUUGAGUCACUUUGCUGGGGACAUUGCCGAGGCCAAGCUAUGAACCGGGUAGAUGAGUUUGAGGAUAGGAAGCUAUUAGAGGCAUUAUAUUAUAUUUGUAGAAGUUAUAUAAUCACUUUGUUUAAGUAUUUGUUCUCUGUCGACUUGCUUAUUCUAGAUAGACUCACGUUCGUGAAAGUAAAAAGAUAAUGGAUAGAGUUUCUUCCUAUUGCUGUAUGAUGAGUGAUGACGAAAAUGUUUUUCUUCAAACCGAAUAGUGGUCAUAAGCUCACAAGAUCUGGUUAAUGUAUUUGAUUCUGGAUCUUGCAUAUUGAGCAGCUUAUUAUACCCCUUUUAUCUUGAUGAUGAGAUCUGAAAUAUUUUAAA
Medicago truncatula (barrel medic) is the source of this 1605-nucleotide messenger RNA. Its product is annotated as serine/threonine-protein phosphatase 2A activator. Gene Ontology annotation, molecular function: peptidyl-prolyl cis-trans isomerase activity; protein tyrosine phosphatase activator activity. Bases 70 to 1236 code for a protein of 388 amino acids. Gene Ontology annotation, biological process: mitotic spindle organization. The transcript is spliced from 2 exons. NCBI's taxonomy places the organism in Eukaryota, Viridiplantae, Streptophyta, Magnoliopsida, Fabales, Fabaceae. The record is from RefSeq and is a predicted model, not a curated record. Gene Ontology annotation, cellular component: nucleus; cytoplasm; protein phosphatase type 2A complex.